UCCAUCGCCCGUCGUCGUCGCUGCAUGCAGCUGCUCUCUCCGCGAGCUCUCUUUUUUCUCUCCGUGCGUGCAAGCAAGCAAGCGGAGAGGCGGCGGAGCGAGCAGACGUGACCCUGAGACCUGACCUGACCUGACCGACUGACCGACCCUGAGUAUCCAUCCGCGCGCCCUUUGCGCCUCCCGCUCCCAUCCGCACCCUAAUCAUCUCCUCCCAGCGUCGUGAGGACAAAGAGGCAACUUUGCCACGACUCAAACACAGCCACCCCACAUACGAUGUACGCCAGCGCCAGCGUUAUGACCACUUUGUCCUUCUUGCCAUUCAUACACGUCGAGGCGACGAGAUGAUCUACUCGAACUCGUUGAUUCCCUCCUCCUCAUCCUCGAACAACGACACUAUGGACGUCGACAUGUCCUCUCCACCGCGGACUCCAACCAAUCAACCCUCCUCUCUGCCCUUUGCUAGUACGGGAGGGGUGCCCUGGGCCCCACGCAGACCAUCGAGGCGGAUGGACGCAUGGGUGCAAAGGGGCGGACGUAGCCCGUGCCCUGUUGCGAGGGAGAGUAGCGACUCAAGUGAUGAGGAUGGAGAUGUGGAGAUGGAGACGCCUGCCAGGAGGCUAUUCGUCGAUGCGGACGCUCACGCGCAGGGGUCGAAGUCAAGUGGUGGGCUGGAGCAAGACGCGGACGACGUAUUUGGCAGCAGGCCAGCGAGGGACGACGAAGAAUCGUCAUCUUGGCCAAGGCAAGGAGCUCAACGACGUGCACCGCGACCAGCUUGCCUCUUCUCAUCGCCGUCGGAGGAUCGACACUCAGGCGCGCACCGACUCGCUCCUGCACCAUUGAGCGUCAAUACCGCAAGCUCAAGGGGCAAGGCAUCACCAUCACCACGUCGGCGGCCGAGUCCCCCUACGUCUGCAAGAGCAACAGCAGCAGCAUCCUCGUCGCUGCUCGAUCGUCGGGAGCGCAAGAGGAGCGGCGAGGUCAACCUGAACCGACCGCACAGUUCUUCUUCUUCGAGGGGUCAAAUCACCUCGCACUUCUCUCCCAUCGGCAAGCCCAUGCGCGAGUCCAAGCCUAAGCCCAAAUCAUCCGCAGACACACGACGGCAGCCGCCAGCCCUCACGCCCCUCCUUCUCCCCUCCUGGUCAGCAGCAACCGCCGUCCCCGAGAGACUGCCAGGCAGCGCCGAGCUGACUCGCACCGCCUCGGAAGGCGCAAGACCUUGUAAUUCGGCCAGCUCCUCGCCUCUGCGUCAGUCCUUUCGCAAUUUGGAGGGAUGCGCGUACCAAACGAGAAGGGCUACUGUGGCUUUUGUGUAGGUGUGGAGGGAUGAUGAGAAGCGGCAGAGAGGGAGGGGCGAAGCUUUCUCUUGAUGACAGACGUUGUAUGGUUGAUGCUCCUCGUGCUUGCUUGCUUCUGCUACUGGUGCUCUCCUCGCUGGUCGAGCCCCGUGUAAUGGUACUCCUGCUCUUUCAGUCUC
Jaminaea rosea is the source of this 1480-nucleotide messenger RNA. RefSeq lists its product as hypothetical. Bases 342 to 1319 code for a protein of 325 amino acids. The record is from RefSeq and is a predicted model, not a curated record. Lineage: Eukaryota; Fungi; Basidiomycota; Exobasidiomycetes; Microstromatales. The transcript has a single exon.